Baudoinia panamericana UAMH 10762 is the source of this 513-nucleotide messenger RNA. RefSeq lists its product as uncharacterized. The transcript has a single exon. The coding region runs from base 1 to 513 and encodes 170 amino acids. NCBI's taxonomy places the organism in Eukaryota, Fungi, Ascomycota, Dothideomycetes, Mycosphaerellales, Teratosphaeriaceae. The record is from RefSeq and is a predicted model, not a curated record.
AUGUCUGCACGGCAGCUGGCCAUCGAAUUUUCCGCCUUACGACCCAUGCCUUGCACCGGUGUUGGAGUGCUUGAGCACCUUCCUCGCAUAACCAAAGAGGCAGUACUGGACUUCGACAUGUUAGGUGCUGCAUCUGACCUGAAUCGCUAUUGGCAUUUUGCCAGCCCACAAUACGCCAAUGGCAUGAAACAAUUCACAACUUUCACGUACAAGCUUCAGCAGUGCAUCGUCCACGAUCUCUCCAAGCUCAUCAUCAACGAAGAGUUGCCGGGAAUAAGAGUCUCGGAUCCUGCGAUCCGCCUACGUGAAGCCUUACGGCUGAGGAAGCAACUCAAUCUCCCAGACAUACCCAUUACAAUGAGAAACCCCAGUCUGCUCGAGAUAGUCGAGAGCCGGGUUUCGACCGAUCUACCGUCUGUAGAGGGCUCCGAGGACGCAGGUGGAUCGUGGCCGGAUGAUGGUUCGAUUCCGUACCUAUUGCUGUCGCCACUGUUGUAUUCUUCUUUGCGAUAA